CGAGAGCUGAUGGAGCCAGAUGAGAAAGGCAGGAGGCGAGCCCCUCAGGUUGCGCGUCAGCAUCCCCUCAAAUAGGGAUCCGCUGCUGUCACUCCUGCUCCACAUACUGAGAGACGGACGACUGUAACCCUGAAACAACAGUCUAAAGCAAAUUUCACUUGGCAUGCAGCUGUUUUUGCAUGUGAUGCCAAAGAAGAUGAGUAAGAGGAGGCUGUGAGGAGGCUGGAGCCUUGCAAAGAAUGAUAGUGAGGAUCAAGGCGCGCUGUCCCAGGAGAACUCAUCUGAAGAGCUGGCCGCGAGAGACCGGGAUGCUCCUCUAACGCAUCGGGAGGCGAGUUUUCCUGAGCAGACGGAGUUAGAGCUCGAGUGGCAGUGAGUGAGUAAGCAAGAGGGAGUAGGUGUCAUGGAUGAUGAAAAGAAAAACGCCGUGGACCCGACCUACCAAAACUUGCUGCUCCUGGGCGCCAUCGCAGCGGCAUCCGCUUUUGUGGUCACCAUCCUUAUUGUCCUUGUCUGUGUUGGUUGUCAAAGAAAAAGCAAGAGCAAGCACCCCCCAGCCGGAGAGAAAGGGACAUCUGUAAAUAUGCAGGGUACCCUUCGACACCCAAAACUGAACUCCAUGAGCAAAUCUGACACCAGGCUGCAUGAGAUCAAUCGCUUUCCCUGCAAUGGAAACUCUGUUAGCAAGAGCCGUCCAGCCAGUAUGGACCUCCUGCUCCUCCACAGCCGGCGCUCUCAGACGGACCUGAGGCCCUCCCAUGGGCGCCAGCUUCCACAGAUCCCCACCAGUCCCCAGGGAUCUGGCCAGGGGGGAGGAGUGGAGACAGGAGGGGAUGGGGUAGGAGGAGCAGGAGGAGGAGGAGGGGGGGAGGCUAGAGACCACACCUACACCGAGGUGGGCAUACGGAACAACCCCACCCCCACCCACUGCCUGGAUGACGGCCUUUAUGAAAGCGUAGGUGUCCGGGAAGGUGACGCGGGCCCCAAGGUCCCCUCGGCCCCGCCACCAACAUCAAACAACACUCCAGCUACAGUCAGAGCUGCCCAAAGUCCCCCAGUUCCAGCCAACGGAGCUCGCAAUGGGAACGGACAUGUGAAUGGUGGCAGAGGGAACGGCAGAGGGAAUGGCGCCAUUAACGGACCGAUGACAGGAAGAGGUAAUGGUGCGAGUGGGGUCAACAGGUCACCUCUGUCUUCUGUCAACUCCUUGGCCAUUCAAGAUCCAACUGCAGCUGAGUACGCUUCCAUACGGAAGUUCAGAAAGGUCGACAAGACAAACAGGAAGGAAAAUAAUGGGGGCGACAGCCAGUCAGACAGUCAAUCGAGCGUGAGUGAUUCACCCUCUACAGCUCCUCCUCCACUACAUCGCAGUCAGGAGUUUCUGCGCAAAGGACUGGAGCCGUUUCACCUGCACUCCUUCCCAAAGGAGGCAGUGUUCAUGGGCAACGGGGAGCAGUACAUCUGGAAGCCUCCAGAGGAAGAUGACAUCAUCACCUUGCACCCACCUCCACUCCGUGCAGAGAGCGUACAGGGGCACCCAUUGCCCCCAACUGCAAAGGAGAUUGCAGACACCUACUCCAUUGUGUGUAAAACCCAGAAGAAGAAACCUCCCAUGGAAAACAACGGAUCAAAGACCCUCCCACGUUCCUUUGGUGGAGGUUCCCGGGGCAGAGGUCGAGGAGUUCAGGGCCAGGCACGUUCCCAGGAGGAGCCCUGCUAUGAGCCGGUAGGAGACAGGUCCUGGCCCACAUGUGCAAUGACCGAGUCUGACCCUGCGUACGCUACUAUCGACACCCACCGGAAACGGGAGCAGGCGGCAACCAAUAACAGCACAGCUGGGGGUUCUGCCACUCUGAAGAGAAAGAAGCAGAUGCCGCAGCAGCAGGCAGCACCAGCGGCACCUCAGAGCUCAGGACCCACCGCCCUGCCUACUAGAGGACUGCCUGGUGGGGAAAACUUCUAUGAGACCAUCAGCGAUGUGAAACAAGGGGGCAACAGCUCCAGCACCACUACCAUCUUCACCUUCAAUGAUGGGAUGGAGAUGUACGUCACCGGCCUGUAGCUGGCUGACAGGCAGAAAGGGCCCAGAACCCACUGGUACAGAGUCAUGAAAGGGACCCUCCUGUUCACCAGCCAACAGGUUGCUGUACAUAGAUACAAGGCCCUCUAUAGACAAACAACAUGAGGAUCCAUUUUGUGAUGACAUCAGGUAUAAACAGGGUCUUAAUCCAGGUUCAGACUUCCCUUGAUUGGUCUGUACUUCAGAACCAGCCUAAGCCUAGUCCAGCCCCAAUAUGGACCAAAUAUGUUUUAACAAAAAAAAUAAAGAAAAGAAAACAAGAAUAUAUGUCUUCAACCUACUGUGUCACUGACCAUACUCACCUGUUUGUGCAUCAUUUUCCAUAAUAUUUUAUUUUUAUAUGAACACUGUACUCUUUAAAGAGUAUGUGGUGUAACUCACAUCCUGAGAAGAGCACACUUUAAUAUACAUUAAAAAAAAGUGCAUGCAUUGUGCAAACACACACACAUGAGAAUAGACAGAAGUAGCAAGGUAUAUUGUAGGUAUAUUGGGAGUAUGAGGCGCACUGUUAGCUGUUGUCACCCAUACACACACACACACACAUGCCUCAUCUUGGGGGGACUUAUGUAAUAUAAGCAGAUGGAUGUCACAGAGAUUUGCGGUGCUUAGCUCUCUCUCAGCAAACAUCUGAAACCGGUUGUCUGUGUGGCCUGUUGCCUGGCAGACGGCAUUGUGGUGCUUUGUUCAAACAUAGGCCUAACAUUUAUAGGCCUGCUUAAACACAGAGGUAAGUGAAGGCUAUAGUCCCCAUUUCACAAAUUACUAUCAUAAAUGUGCCCUUAACGUAUUAGCAGUUCUCUAUCAAUAACAGCCAUCAUUAUAACUAUAAAAAAGUGAGUUUUCUGUAACUUUCAAUCAACAAUCCACGCUCCGAUUUGACAAACAUCUGUAGCCCGAGGCAACAGAGGCAAAACACCCCCACACAGCUACACACAUACUUGGCAGAGCCAUGCGGGGUAAAGCGAUCAGGUCAAGGGCAUUUAGUGAGUUGUGCAAGAAUUUCCCCAGCGUGAUAUGGGUGACAGAUUUCACAAUGCAAAACCUUUACUGUAUUACUGGGAAAAAUGAGAGAAGAAUAUUUUUAAAAAAAAUAAGGAAACGAAAGAGAUACAGGAUACUUCACCCUGUGUAGUUAAUAUUCCAUGUCCUUUGGGCACUGUAAACAUCUGAUUUAAUGACUAUUAUAAUUUUGCACUGCACAGCUACAAGGGUGUUUGGCUUAAUUGUGCAUUAACAUUCUGUAAAGGAAGUUUCCGAGUACAGUUCUGAUUUGCUCUGUAGUCGUAAGUCAAAGCCAGAGCUCCCCAUAGCUCAACAGACUCAAGUCUGGUGGUUGAAAUAGCAACAGAGGGCUUAGACUCCAAGGAAAAUAAAGAGCUGGGCAUAAAGUUUACCAGCAAGUGUCCUUUGGAAGGUUGCCCCUCACCCUCUACCCACCCUUACCCACCCAGCCUCUUCUUCUCAGUUUUAAACAAUGUCUUUCCCAUGUAGCUUUGGGGAACAGAAAGAACUGAGGAAGAAAACAAAACAUUAAAGGCUUAAUAAUGUACAUAAAGAUAAGAGGUGAAAAGGGAUACAAAUUGCUCACAGAAAUUAAGGAAGCAUUAGAAUGAUCACACUGUGAGACAACCAUGCAAAGAAAAAACGGGUUUAGAAAGGUUAGUAACAUAAAUUUAUAAAUGCUACUGUGUCAGAAAGUAUGUAAAAACAAAUGCACUCUGUAUUUAAUGCACUGUUUAUUUUUUCUUACCUACUGAUAAUACCAUUGGUUGAAUAGCUCAUGCCACUGCCAUGAAAACAGUACGUUUAUGUUGUUGGUGCAAAUUUUUCCUGCUUGAUCAAAAAAAAAGUGCAUGCUUUGAUAUAUGGAGAUGAAAACAAAUAUUGUGGUACUUAAUUGAUCUCUUGUUUGUUAAUCUUUUUUUGCCAUGUGAUGCAAAGCAGCUUUCAGUUUUUUUUCCAAAGCAGCAACUUAAAGUAGGAGGAGGGUAGAGAAAUAGAAAGAUAGAGAGAAGCCAUUGGGAGUUUAGAGGUUGUUUAUCCUCCGCUCUGGGGGAGCAAGGAAGAGCGAUAGAGGUGUGGAGGG
Messenger RNA from Perca flavescens (yellow perch), 4166 nucleotides. RefSeq lists its product as uncharacterized. The record is from RefSeq and is a predicted model, not a curated record. Gene Ontology annotation, biological process: negative regulation of T cell activation; B cell receptor signaling pathway; T cell receptor signaling pathway. Bases 404 to 2062 code for a protein of 552 amino acids. Gene Ontology annotation, cellular component: plasma membrane; membrane raft. The transcript is spliced from 10 exons. Lineage: Eukaryota; Metazoa; Chordata; Actinopteri; Perciformes; Percidae.